Onychostoma macrolepis is the source of this 1796-nucleotide messenger RNA. RefSeq names its product nucleobindin 2b (gene nucb2b). Gene Ontology annotation, molecular function: calcium ion binding. NCBI's taxonomy places the organism in Eukaryota, Metazoa, Chordata, Actinopteri, Cypriniformes, Cyprinidae. The transcript has 13 exons. Bases 168 to 1472 code for a protein of 434 amino acids. Gene Ontology annotation, cellular component: endoplasmic reticulum-Golgi intermediate compartment; extracellular exosome. The record is from RefSeq and is a predicted model, not a curated record.
GCUACACGUCUCAGCAGGCGGGGUUUACGUUAAGGAACUGUGUUUAGCACACAUCAGAUAAAACAAGUUGCAAAUGAACUGUCAGAGCGGUUAUAUUUGUGACGCUUGAUCGAGGCGAAAACAGCAACAUCGAGUUUAUAUACACAACUCUCAGGGGAUCUUUUAGGAUGUGGGGACCAUCACACUUCUGCUUGAUAUUCUUUCUCUGGGCUUGUUUGGAUGCACUGCCAGUUGCUGUGGAUAAGACCAAAGUGAGCCCUCCAGUAGAGGAACUGGAGUCACCUAAAAGUGUAGACACUGGAUUGCACUAUGAUCGAUAUCUCAGAGAGGUUAUUGAUUUCCUGGAAAAGGACCCACAUUUCAGAGAGAAACUUCAUAACACAGACAUGGAAGACAUCAAGCAAGGGAACUUGGCUAAAGAGUUGGACUUUGUCAGCCAUCAUGUGCGAACUAAACUUGAUGAGCUAAAGAGGCAAGAAGUAAACAGACUGCGCACCCUAAUCAAAGUCAAACAAGACAUAAAUGGAGAAAAAGGUAUGACAGUGGACCACCAGGCACUUUUGAAACAGUUUGAACAUCUGAAUCACAUGAAUCCGCAUACAUUCGAAGUGGAAGAUUUGGAUCGCCUCAUUAAAUCGGCCACUAAUGAUCUGGAAAACUUCGACAAGGAACGACAUGAAGAUUUCAAGAGGUACGAGAUGGCGAAGGAACACGAGCGGAAGGAACAUCUUAAAACACUGGAUGAGGAAGCACGCAAAAAAGAGGAGGAACACUAUGAAGAGAUGAAGAAGAAACAUGCAGACCAUCCCAAAAUCAAUCACCCUGGCAGUCAAGACCAAUUGAAAGAGGUCUGGGAGGAAGCUGAUGGUUUGGAUCCCAACGAUUUUGACCCAAAGACAUUCUUCAACCUACAUGACACUAAUGGAGAUGGCUACUUUGAUGAGCAAGAGCUCGAGGCACUGUUUACCAAAGAGCUAGAGAAAGUCUAUGAUCCCACACAUGAAGAGGAUGACAUGUUGGAAAUGGAGGAGGAGAGACUUCGCAUGAGAGAACAUGUGAUGAAUGAGGUCGACACUAACAGAGACAGGCUUGUUUCACUAGAUGAAUUCAUUACGGCCACAAAUAGAAAAGAAUUUCUAGAGCCAGAUGGAUGGGAGACUCUGGAACAGAAUCCAGUCUACACUGAUGAAGAGUUGAGAGAGUUUGAGGAGCAUCUAGCUCGAGAAGAGCAAGACCUGAACCUGAGGACAAAUGACCUGAUGAAACAGCGGGAGGAGCUGGAUAGACAACAGGAACAACUUAAUGCCCAGAAAAUGGAGCUACAGCGGGCAGUAGAGCACAUGGAGCACUUGAAAACACAGAAAACAGAGCCUCCAGUGCAGGCCAAAGUACCUUCUGCUGUGGAAAUACUACCUGGGGACAGUCAGCCUAUGUCACAAGGUCACCAGCAAGACCUCCCCUCACAUUCUUAGCAGCUAAAGCUCUUCUCGGUGUCUGUAAUGUGUUUGUCUGUUGUAUGUAGUGUCAAAUAUUUCCAUCCUCACAUACAAAAGGACCAUUAACUGUCUCUUAGCAAAGACCUUGGCAUUCCUUUAAAUAAUUAAACAAAUCACUGUGGUGGUAUUAUCAAACAUAAAACAAUAUUGAGUUAUGAUAUCCUAAAACAGGCUGCUGAUGUAAUUAGUUAACAGAAUGAUCUGUGGACAUCACACUUCUCUUAUCAAAAGUGCAGAUAGUGAGGAAAGGUACUGUACUUGAAACUUGUGUUUAGAGAAAUUAACUGUACAUUUAUUGUU